This is a messenger RNA of Prunus dulcis (almond), 3697 nucleotides long. RefSeq names its product AP-4 complex subunit epsilon. The transcript has 10 exons. Gene Ontology annotation, molecular function: cargo adaptor activity. The record is from RefSeq and is a predicted model, not a curated record. Gene Ontology annotation, biological process: receptor-mediated endocytosis; intracellular protein transport. Lineage: Eukaryota; Viridiplantae; Streptophyta; Magnoliopsida; Rosales; Rosaceae. Gene Ontology annotation, cellular component: AP-4 adaptor complex; membrane coat. The coding region runs from base 217 to 3141 and encodes 974 amino acids.
UCUUCAGAAUUAGAUCUACACACAGCACGCAACAACAGAAGAGAAAACCCAAAACUAAAAGCCCCUUCUUCUUCUUCUUCUCUCUCUUCUCUCUUCUGCUGCUUCAUGCAAUUGAACUCAGUCCAAUUACUCACCAAUUAAUGCCCCAAAUUCAAGACCCUAAUCUCCAUCGCAUUGGCAGCUGCAAAAUCCUAACUCCACCAAUCAUCAGCAGCAAUGGAGCAGCUGAAGACCAUAGGGCGAGAGCUUGCGAUGGGUUCUCAAGGCGGCUUCGGCCAAUCCAAGGAGUUCCUGGACCUCGUCAAGUCCAUCGGCGAAGCUCGAUCCAAGGCCGAAGAAGAGCGCAUCGUCCUCCUCGAGAUCGAAACCCUAAAACGACGUCUCUCCGAGCCUGAAAUCCCCAAGCGCAAGAUGAAGGAGUACAUCAUCCGCCUCGUCUACGUCGAAAUGCUCGGCCACGACGGCUCCUUCGCCUACAUCCACGCCGUCAAGAUGACCCACGACGACAAUCUCUUGCUUAAACGCACCGGUUACCUCGCCGUUUCGCUCUUCCUCAGCGACGAUCACGACUUGAUCAUCUUGAUCGUCAACACCAUCCAGAAGGAUCUCAAGUCUGACAAUUACCUUGUCGUUUGUGCCGCCCUCAAUGCCGUUUGCAAGCUCAUCAACGACGAGACUGUGCCUGCCGUUUUGCCCCAGGUCGUGGACCUCCUUGCCCAUCCCAAGGAGGCUGUCAGGAAGAAGGCCAUCAUGGCGCUUCACCGCUUUUAUCAGAAAUCGCCAUCUUCUGUUUCGCAUCUGGUCUCCAAUUUCAGGAAGCGCCUUUGUGAUAACGAUCCGGGAGUCAUGGGUGCCACGCUCUGCCCGUUGUUUGACCUCAUUACAAUCGAUGUGAAUUCUUAUAAGGAUUUGGUGGUCAGCUUUGUCAGCAUUCUCAAACAGGUCGCCGAGCGCAGGUUGCCCAAGACCUACGAUUACCAUCAGUUGCCGGCGCCCUUUAUUCAGAUUAGAUUGUUGAAGAUCUUGGCAUUGUUGGGGAGUGGUGAUAAGCAAUCGAGUGAGAAGAUGUAUAUGGUAGUCGGCGAUAUUUUUAGGAAGUGCGAUUCUACCAGUAAUAUAGGAAAUGCUGUACUUUAUGAGUGUAUUUGUUGCGUUUCUGCCAUAUAUCCAAAUCCUAAGUUGUUAGAACAGGCUGCUCAAGUCAUCUCAAGAUUUUUGAAGAGUGACAGUCAUAAUUUGAAAUAUAUGGGCAUUGAUGCCCUUGGUCGACUAAUAAAGAUUAGUCCAGAGAUAGCAGAGCAACACCAACUUGCCGUCAUUGAUUGCUUAGAGGACCCAGAUGAUACUCUGAAGCGAAAAACAUUUGAACUAUUGUACAAGAUGACCAAGUCCUCCAAUGUGGAAGUGAUUGUGGAUCGUAUGAUUGAUUACAUGAUUAGCAUUAAUGAUAACCAUUACAAAACAUAUAUAGCUUCUAGAUGUGUGGAGCUUGCGGAGCAAUUUGCACCAAGUAAUCAAUGGUUUAUCCAGACCAUGAAUAAAGUCUUUGAACAUGCGGGAGAUUUGGUAAAUGUCAAGGUGGCACAUAACUUGAUGAAGUUGAUUGCUGAGGGAUUUGGAGAGGAUGAUGAUUCUGCAGAUAGUCAGUUGAGAUCAUCUGCGGUGGAGUCAUAUUUGCGUAUAAUUGGUGAGGCAAAGCUUCCAUCUGUAUUUCUUCAGGUCAUUUGCUGGGUUUUGGGGGAAUAUGGAACUGCUGAUGGAAAAUAUUCUGCUUCCUAUAUCACUGGGAAGUUAUGCGAUGUGGCAGAGGCGUAUUCAAAUGAUGAAUCCAUCAAGGCUUAUGCGGUUACAGCAAUCAUGAAAAUAUAUGCCUUUGAAAUUUCAGCUCAGAGAAAAGUGGAUAUCCUACCUGAGUGUCAAUCUUUGGUGGAAGAAUUGUCAGCUUCUCACUCAACAGAUCUGCAGCAGCGUGCAUAUGAAUUGCAAGCUGUCAUUAGCUUAGAUGCUCCUGCAGUUGAGAGUAUUAUGCCGUCAGAUGCAAGUUGUGAAGACAUUGAGAUUGAUAAAAGACUUUCAUUCCUCAAUGGCUAUGUCCAGCAAGCACUAGAGAAAGGUGCUCAGCCCUAUAUUCCUGAGAAUGAGCGCUCUGGAAUGUUAAAUAUCAGCAACUUCAGUACCCAAGAUCAGCAUGAAGCUUUAACCCAUGGUCUUAGGUUUGAGGCAUAUGAGCUUCCAAAGCCAGCAGUGCCAUCCAGAAUUCCUCCAGCUGCAGUUGCAUCCUCAACCGAGCUUGUUCCAGUUCCUGAACCAUCUUAUGUUAGGGAGAUCCGCCAGCCUGCAUCAUUGCCACCUGUUUCAGAUGCAGGAUCUUCGGAACUUAAGUUACGACUAGAUGGUGUUCAAAGAAAAUGGGGUAGGCCAACGUAUUCCUCUCCAGCAUUGUCAAUCUCAAAUUCCUCUAGUUCUAGUUCCCAGAAAUCAGCGAAUGGGGUCACACAAAUAGAUAGCGUGAGCACUUCAAAUUCAAAAGCACGUGAUACUUAUGAGUCAAGGAGGCCUCAGGUUGAAAUUUCUCCAGAAAAGCAGAAGCUUGCCAGUUCACUGUUUGGGGGAUCAUCAAAAACCGAGAGGAGGCCAUCUUCUGCCAACCAUAAGGUGUCUAAGGCGAAUAUCCAUGCUUCAGAGAAGCCCCAGGUACCAAAGGCAGCAGCUGUACACACUGAAGUUAAUCAUGAACGUGCUCCAGACUUGCUCGAUUUGGGUGACUCAACUAGUAGUACUGCUUCCACUGUAGAUCCUUUCAAGCAGUUAGAAGGGCUUCUUGAUCAAACUGAAGUUGCAUUAACUGCAAAUCAUGGUGCAGCUGGUGCUGCUAAGACACCUGAUAUUAUGGGAUUAUAUACAGAUACAUCUCUCAGCGGGCUUAGUAGCAGUGUUGGCGACCCUUUGCCGACCAAUAGGGAUGAGUUUAAUCUUGCAUCUGAGUUAUCAAAUGCUACAAGAACUGCUCAAAGUGGGGUAACACAAUUGAAUAAGGGUCCUAACCCUAAAGAUUCCUUGGAAAAGGAUGCACUUGUAAGGCAGAUGGGUGUGACCCCAACAAGUCAGAAUCCCAACUUGUUUAAAGAUUUGCUUGGCUAAAACUGUUCAGAAUGGCAAACUUUCGAUCGUGAUUGUUCGAGAUUGUUUGCUUUGUGGUAUGUGCAUGGUCUUUCAGUGUGGCUGGCUAUAUGAUAGGAAAUACAACUCAAUUCAAACAAGUUUCAAGGCCACCAUGCAGAGCUGUAAAGGCACCAUACACCAAGAAUGGGGGCAAAAAUGAGGUAUAGGCUUUUGUAUUUGUUGGACAGUGGCUUAUGUAGGAAUAUAACCAAGUUGGUGACGCUUGAAUAUGUUGGUUUGAGCCAUUUCAAUGCGGACCUUUUUCUUUGUGGCAAUGUGGGCGGUUUUGCAGCGCUCCACAGACACAUGGUUUUGCCUUGCAUAUUUGUCUACAUUUACACUGCUGUGUGCCUCUCUCUUGUUAUAAUACGGCUGUAUGAAGUGAAUUUUUGUUUUUGUGUUGUAGGGACAUUUAUUCAUGUUUGUCGUAAGUUUUACUUGGUGUCGGUUCACAUUGUAAGUUGUAGUUAUCUUUUUGACUAUGAGAUGCCCCUUGUUAUUUUUGGUGGCUAAAAUUGGACAUUUGACAUCUCCA